UUGCAAUAUGGUGGGACUCAGCGCGCACUGAGUAUAAAUAUGUGUGUAGCAGGGUACGGGAGUAUGGCCCGGAUAGCUCAGUCGGUAGAGCGUUGGACUUUUAAUCCAACGGUCUAGGGUUCAAGUCCCUAUUCGGGCGGUGAGAUUGUUUUUUGUGGGUGCUUUGAUUGCGUGUGUUGCUUUGUUCUCAAUCUUAGUAUAGUUUUACUUACUUGUUUUCAUAAUAUUUUUUACUUUGUUGUUGAACAUAAACGGGAUUUAUAUUGUAUAUUUAACGUAUCUAGCACUCUAUUCUAAACAUAACACAUUUUCUUCAAAAACGCUUCAGAUACGAGGCCUGAAGCUACAGUACAAUAUUUGCAGUCAAUUUUACAUUGCUUUCGUUUUCCUAAUAUCGCAUGACUAAGCUGUAUAAUUUUUAAUAAAUUUAGCACCAUAUGAAAAGGACAAUUAUGUAAAAUAUGCUAUGAAACUAUGAAAAUAUAUUUCAGUUUAGCCUUAAAUAAUAUUUCAUUCUUAGAUUAAAUCUAUUUUAGCAUAUAGAAACAACGUUUAUUGUUGCACUAUGUAUAAAUAAACAGCAUAUGUUCAUGUUCUAAUAAAAAUUUAAAUUAUUUUUUUCUAAGUCAUUAGAAAUGGCUCAGUUAGGGCAAUAUAACCCAGUGUUCGGCAAACUUUCUGACAGAAAGUGAACAAUUGUUUAAAAUGAUCAUUGAUGCUAAAAUGUAAACAGUUAAAUUUAUGUACAAAAUAUAAAAUUGUGGGAAAGCUCUAUAGAACAUGGGAAGGGAAAAGAAUCACCAUCUAGACAACAAAGUGCCACAUGCGGCACGUGAACCGUACUUUGCCGUAUCACUGUCCAAACUAACGACAAUUGCCACAUUUUUACGACCUGGUGGUGUUCUUAAAUUCAUAAUUUUGGACUGUUUUCUGUGAUGACACAAUGCUAAAAUAAAUAAUAUGUAUUAAAUAAUUUUAACAAUAAAUUACAAUUUAGAACAGUGUUUUAGAUACUUUGUAUUUAUAUUUUCAAACCCGGGUUUAGCUGACUGAAAUACUUAUAUUCAAGACGAAAAAAUGGGGCAAGAAUGAAUAAUACGGAAUCACAAAAAUUUGGUUGAUCUAACUGUCGUCUCUGUAGUUGAUGGUAUGUUUGAAAGACCGACGGAAAAAUGUGGGUUGUGUUAAUAUGGUGCAUUGGCGUGGGGGCUGGUAAGAGCCCGGGUAGCUCAGUCGGUAGAGCGUUGGACUUUUAAUCCAACGGUCUAGGGUUCAAGUCCCUAUUCGGGCGGGCGAGUUUUUUUGCGGUUCGUUUUUUUGUAGUGCGGUAUGUCUAUGAAUUAUACUUGGCAGUAUUUUGUACAAGUCUCUGGGAUUGAUUCAUGGUGUUGAUAAUAACAAUAUUAAUAACCUAAUAGUAAUACAGUCAGAACUCUAUAGUUGAACGCUUUAUAGUUGGCAUGCUUCUUCAUUGAACGCUCGAUAUUCAAUAGCAUGCGUUUGUAUAGAAAACCCAGUAUUGAAAAAUUUACAAAAAUCUCAUGGCUUGAAGGAAAAAAAGAUUUAUUUGUAUGGGAAACGUACCAACUAAACAGCACAUAUUCAAUAGUUGGCAGGGAAUCGAUGUUCAACCAGUGAGUUCAUAUUGUAGUAAGUUUGUAUUAAUGCAUAUUCGCUGCUACUUAAACCAUCGCAAUUUUAAUGUAAGUGCUCUCCGGAAUAAUACCUAAGCAUAUUAAAAUAUAUAUGAAUCGUAAGGUUCUAAUUAAUGUCGUCUUGUUAUGUUGUUCAUAACCUAAUUCUUGCUGUAAAGGUCGGAUGCCACUACAGCAUAUAAUUAUAGAACACUUAGUUAUAAUUCUGAAUUCAUACAAUUUGCACCUGUGUUAAACUAUUUCUUUAUGAAUCAACUCAUUGAACUCAAGUAAACAUUUAAGAGUAGCUUUAUAUAUUAUCAGUGUAUAGUAUAUUAAUUAACAAUUGUAAAUGAUGCUUCUUUACAUCAUAAAUAUCAGCAUGUUCAUGAGCAAAACAGAUUUUCUUUGUCAGAAGUGGGAUUCGAACCCACGCCCUCAGAGAGGACCAGAACGCUCGGACCCGCUUAGUAGCGGGCAAGAUUGCUCUUGAGUCUGGCGCCUUAGACCGCUCGGCCAUCCUGACAUGUUGCGUGGUGCGUGCUCAAAGCCGUACAAAAACCGGUCAAUACUUUCCACCGCAAAAUGAACAAAACAAACGGCCACGUUGUUAACAUCGAAAACAUCGCAUGACGCAUGUUUCACUCUCUUUCCAUGCAGCGCUCUCGCAACUGGCACGCACUACUGAUAUUUGCAAUUCGCGCCAAAACUUCGCCAGAUCGUUUCCGCAGCCGAAAUUUGCUGAAUGAAUUAAUCAUGAACGGCUACUUAACUCCUUCUUCUGCUGUUUUUGCCCUCAGUAAUAUGGAUGUGCAUGGUCCAGCCAAAGAGAGGUGGUGGGAGCACGUAUCACGAGCUAUUUUGGUACGUGUAGCUGGCAUGGAUGGACCGUCGAGAUAUAACACACGUGCAGUAGUGGUAUAAUCGUAUAGGAACAAUAAACGAACAAUAAUGAAUUCAAACGUUAAAGACUGAUCAUUGGUAUUGGUUAGGAAAAUAGUUUCGCUAUUUACAGAUAAUUUUCGUCGCUACGUCUGUGUAGCCACCACUGAGGGAAAGCGAUUGCACGGGUUGAUGAGAGUUGACUGGGGCAGAUGAUAAACUCCAAUCGAAAGUUUUAUUUGUGCCAAUUUUUAUAGUAGGGCCAAUAGCCAAUUGCUUCGUCGGCUGUGCUGAUGAACCAUGCUGGCAGUUAUCAGUAAAAUGAACCAUCAACCUGGCUAUUUUUCGUCGUUUUCCUUUUCCCCUGGUUCCCUUGCCGUCGUACGCGUGAAUGCCGCAAGCAAAGCGUGAUUGCAGAGGACGAAAAGGGGACCGUAAAACUAAUAUGUAUUUACUCAACCAACAAUGCACAACAACGCACAAUGGAGAUAGGCCACAACCAGGGUACAGUAGAGAGAGAGAGAGAGACAGAGAGAGAGAGAAAAAAGAAGAUGCGAUCUAUUGGUAAUGGUAAAAAGCAACUCUUCCCGCUGUACCUCCUCCACGGUCAACACUCCAAUGCAUUCGCAUGCUGGUGUACACGGGUGAUAUGCAAGACCGCGGGUGACAUUGUACGGGCUCGUUAUCGGUGCCUCCCGCCCAAGGGAUGCAGCAAGCGGUGAACUAGAUGAACAACCGGGGAAGCGGAGGUGCAUGCGCGCACCCCGGGAAGUUAAGUUUCUUGGCCACGGGAAUCGGCCCUACUGAUUGGGGCUGCUCCCCAUACAUCGCCCGAGCCGAUAAGCCAAGGCAUACACGCACACAUACGAAACAGAAGAAGUGAUAGAAAAAAGAGAGAGAGAGAGGGAAUCGAGGGAGAGAAAAAGCGAGAAAAGGAAAAAAAUCGCUGCAAAAGGGAGAAAACGUAACGUGGCGCUGGCCGAAACCAAAAGAGGAAACGAAACAGAACGACAAUCGCAUACCAAGUGUAACCGUUCGUGACCGUUUCGCGGUUCGCAGGCUUUGCCUUGGGGCCAAAAGUGCAGCGGGCCGGUCGGACAGUCUGAUGUCAACAUUUGCCCACAAGCGGUCGCUGCUGUUUCCAUUCCAUUCCGAGCUCGCGGUAUCGGUAUCGGUCCCCGUCGUCGUCCGCCAUUCCUUACCCUUUUGAAACCUUGUGGCGCGCUCUGCACCCAACCCCUCCGGACCAGAAGGGAGGGAACAGUUUGGAUUCGUUUGUUUAUGCUGUCGCGUGUAUCGUGUGGGCAUUAAUCAUCACAGGACGCACGUAUCGGCCGUUCGAAGGAUCGUUGCGCAAAGUGCCCUGUGGACACACAGUGACUACUACUAUCGUGCCUUGAUUUGCAGUGUUUUGAGUGUGUUUAGUUUUUAGGUCGUUUGAAACACAAACAAGUGAUCAAUCGUCAUGGAUAUACAUCAGAUCGCCAAGGAAGAUGAGCUACUGGAAUUCCGCCGCAUCUUCACGCCGGAGCUGUAUGAUCAAAUCGACACCAACAAAGACGGCUUCAUCGAGCUGAAGGAGCUAAAGGAUGCACUCGACCAGGUGGGCUUCAAGCUGCCCGGCUACCAGGUACGCCUGAUGAUCGACGAGUACUCGAACAAGCAGCGAUCGCAACACGUCGGCAAGCUGUCGUACGACGAGUUCGAGUCACUAUGCAUGGACCUGAAGGCGAAGGAUGUGGCGAGCACGUUCAAGAAGGUGGUCUCGAAGAAGGAAAACCUAGAAACGCUGGGCGGCAUGUCGGACUCGUCCGCCGCCGGUACGACACAUUCGGUGCGCGUCGAGGAGCAGCUAGCGUUUAGCGACUGGAUCAACUCGAACCUGGUGCACGAUCCGGAUCUGAAGCACCUGCUGCCGCUCGAUUCGGAGGGCAAGCUGCUGUACGACAAGAUGAAGGACGGCAUACUGCUGUGCAAGAUCGUCAACCACUCCUGCCCGGACACGAUCGAUGAGCGGGCGAUCAACAAGAAAAAUUUGACCGUGUACACCAAGUUCGAGAACCUGACGCUGGCGUUGGUGUCCUCGCAGGCCAUCGGCUGCAACAUCGUCAACAUUGAUGCGCACGAUCUCGCCAAAGGCAAGCCGCACCUGGUGCUCGGUCUGCUCUGGCAGAUUAUUCGCAUCGGGCUGUUCAGCCACAUCACGCUAGACAGCUGUCCGGGGCUUGCCACGCUGCUCUCCGAUGGUGAGCGGCUCGAGGAUCUGAUGAAGCUGUCACCCGAAGCGAUCUUGCUGCGCUGGGUCAACCACCAUCUCGAGCGGGCCGGCAUUGCCCGACGCUGCACAAACUUCCAGAGCGACAUCUCCGACUCGGAGGUGUACUCGUACCUGCUGAAUCAAAUCGCUCCCAAGGAUGCCGGUGUGAACGUGGAAGCGCUCAGAGAACAAAACGCCUUAAACCGUGCCGAAAUGAUGCUGCAACAAGCGGCCAAGCUGAACUGCCGAUCGUUUGUCACCCCGCAGGACGUCGUCAACGGAGUCUACAAGCUCAAUUUGGCCUUUGUAGCUAAUCUGUUCAACAAUCAUCCGGGACUGGACCAGCCGGAAGAGAUCGAAGGGCUAGAGUCGAUCGAGGAGACGCGCGAAGAGAAAACUUAUCGCAACUGGAUGAAUUCGAUGGGUGUCAAACCGCACGUGAACUGGCUGUACUCGGAUCUGGCGGACGGACUCAUCAUCUUCCAGCUGUUCGACAUUAUUCAGCCGGGCAGUGUGCAGUGGAAGCGGGUGCAUCAAAAAUUCACACCGUUACGGAAGUUCAUGGAAAAGCUGGAGAACUGCAACUAUGCGGUUGAGCUAGGCAAGCAGCAAAAGUUUUCGCUGGUCGGCAUUGCCGGACAGGAUCUGAGCGAUGGCAAUGCGACGCUCACGCUGGCACUUAUCUGGCAGCUGAUGAGAGCUUACACGCUUUCGAUUCUGUCCCGCUUGGCCAACACCGGCAAUCCGAUCAUCGAGAAGGAAAUUGUCCAGUGGGUGAACUCCAAGCUGCAGAGCGCAGGCAAACGGACGAGCCUGAAAAGCUUCCAGGAUCCGGCGAUCGCUGAUGGCAAAAUCAUUAUCGAUCUGAUCGAUACGAUCAAACCCGGCAGCAUCAACUACGACAACGUCCGCGACGGUGGCAACCCGGAGGAGAACUUGGAGAACGCCAAGUACGCGGUGUCAAUGGCACGUAAGAUCGGUGCACGUGUUUACGCCCUGCCGGAGGAUAUCACCGAGGUGAAGGCAAAGAUGAUCAUGACCGUGUUCGCCUGCCUGAUGGCGAUGGACUACGUGCCAAACAUGGACAGUGCGAAAUCGGCACCACCGGUCGCUGCAGUCGUGCAGGCUCCGGUUCCCCAGCAGCUUCCACAGCCACCCGUGGACAACGAACCGACGGUAGCAGCUCCAGCAGCGGUCGUAACCAACGGCACGAACGGGAACGGUACCGUCGGUGACGACGAAGAGGAGCAUCAUCUGCAAGAGGAGCCGCAGGAAGCAUCAGAGGAAUCCACCACCGUACCGGCGACCACGGUCAGCGAAACGAUACCAUCCACCUCACCUACACCGCCGCAAACCAACGAUGAGUUCGCCGAUUGAACGCCUCACGCCGUCCAGGGUGUGUUGGAAAUUAAGCAUAGAUCAUCGUAGGGAUGGGGUGAUAUGCAACGGAUUUGUGGCAGGAGCAACGCAACAUAGUGGCCACAACAGUCAAUAUAAUACCAGGUUAUAUAACGGGGGACAAAGUGAUGCAGUGUAGAGAGAGAAUUAUACCUUUCCACGCAUGUCUAUCGUGAGAAUGUGCGUUUGUUUGUAUGUAUGAUCAUGUAAUGUAUGUAUGCAUGUAUGUGUGUAUGUAUGGAUGUGUGUAUGCAUGCAAGCAAACAACGGUUGGCCGGAUGGCUAAAGCUCGUAGCUACAGGUUUGUGUGCACGUGGAUGUAAAGUAAACAGGGCUAACGAUCGUGUAAUCAAACUUCUUAGUUCUGAAGUGUAAGAACAACAUAUACAAGCAUAUAACGCGUAUGGAUGUAAUUGGUUUCGGAGGUAAUGCAAUAACAAUUAGCUAUAAUUACAUUCAUAACUUUCGUAAUAAUUGUAGGGAUAAGCAGGCAAGAUCAUCUACCAACCGUCUAAACCCCCACACACAUAUACACACACACACAAGUAAUGUGUGACAAGAGAUAUCAGCUUCAAGCGUUUGAAUUAUUAUUAACUAUGUGGCCAUGAUGCGAGUAGCCCAAACAUAUUUGCAUAGGUCGCACGUAAGUCAACGUUGUUUGGAAUGUUUUUUGAGUUGUAUAUUUGAUUUCCUUCUUUAAUUGAUUUAAACUGAACAUUUUCAUGCAACUAACCAUUAGGCGCGGGCAACGAGAAAUUACGAAUAGCCUUCUUGACAGUCGCUGCAAAACAAAACACGUGUAAAGUACCAAUUUAAAAUGUAUAACUUAGGCUCAGAUUAACUUGCGCUACCGGCGUGGAGGGACAUAGGAGAACAGGAUUUUUAGAUAAUUUAAUUUCAGAAAUAGUACUACGAUUGUUUAGGCAAUCACAUAGUUGUCACAAAAUGUUGUCGAAAAGAAGAUAGAGAUCCACAACUGUUCGAGGACGGUAUAAAAUGAAUCCACUUUCUGAACCAAAACAUCAAUGGAAGAAGGAAUUGCACAGCACCAGGGAAUUUAAAAGUAGAAACUUUUAAAGAAUGAUUGAUUGCAAUAACACAUCCUUUCGCGCAAUCGUUUGUGGCAAUAUUUUUACCCUUUUGUUUUCGAAACUUGUUCGCUGAACAAUGGGCCAUGGGUCCAUUUGUUUCAUUAAACCAAAAGACAGAAUAUUAAAAACGUAAACAAAACAAAGCAAAAAUUAGCAGUUAUGUGCCAAACUGAAAUUAAAUUGUUCACCCCUUCACAUAAUUUACGACACGGUGGCACAUUAUAUGCUUAGCAAUGCUUGCAAGUGACACAAUGUUGCGCCCCAUUAAAUGCACCACGUUUCCAGUCGUUCCUUUGCGCACCCGAUUAACGCUCUAAAUGGUUAAAGAAUUACUAUCAACUAUUGGAACAACAUUGCAAUAAUUUAGGGACGGGAAAGAAAUUCCUAUAGGAAUAGGAAGGAACAACUAACACAUGGUUAUAUUGCUUUGCAAAUUUGCAAUUUGAUUGAAAUAGGUUCUUAAAUUUUAUUUCACUUCACUGCAAUUAGUACAUGCGAAUAUAAUGCAGAGAAUUGUGUUCUCCCAUUUAUUCAUGUACAGCUAGCAUAACAAUGGCGGGGAAGGGGAGGGGAAGAUUUAUGUUAAGCGUAAAAGAAACGCUAAACCAUGUAAAGGGCGAAUAAUUAGCGUAAAAAGGAUGACUAAACCAUUCAGAAUGAAAAAUCUAUCUGUAAAAUGCAGUAUUAGGUUCAUUGUAUUGUUCGUGAGCGUGCAUGUAUGUGUUUGUGUGUAUUGCAUCAUUCAUACCGAUGAUGUUUUAUCCGCGCACGCUCACACAUAAACACAUAAACACAGAUGUGCAUAUCGAACCACGUGGAUUGAAAAGCUUAUGUUUGAUGCUUCUUUGAAUUAUUUUAUUAGUGUUUGUUUUACCAGUAGAAUAAGAAACCGGAAUACGAAGAAACAUCUAAACUUUGGACGUAAGGUGUAGAAAGCAUUACGGAAACCAGCCCGCAACUCAAUCGAUUGAUACUACAGUCCGAAUGCACUGAAUGAACUUCGAUUGCAACUAUUGAAUUUGUGCCAGUUAAUUGGCACGCUUUUUUUCAAACAGAAAACAUCCAGAUUUUGUUCUUGAUACGUCUUCUAAAAUGCAAACUAUUUAAUUGUGUCUGUAUUGCUUAAAAUAAUAAUUAUUCAAUCAUACCUCACCCAGACAAACUGCACCAACUAUUGCAAAUAUGCGAUUUUUCUCCCAAUAGGAAAUGACAAUUGUAUCAAGAGUGUAGAUCAAAAGACGUAACCGGGCGGCUUUGCAUUAUAACACAGACAGUGGAUUAACUUACAAUGAAAUAAAAUCAAACAUCAUCCGAUUAAAAAAAA
This is a messenger RNA of Anopheles gambiae (African malaria mosquito), 8586 nucleotides long. RefSeq names its product plastin-1 (gene Fim). Lineage: Eukaryota; Metazoa; Arthropoda; Insecta; Diptera; Culicidae. Gene Ontology annotation, biological process: actin filament bundle assembly; actin filament network formation. The record is from RefSeq and is a predicted model, not a curated record. The transcript is spliced from 5 exons. Bases 3982 to 6150 code for a protein of 722 amino acids. Gene Ontology annotation, cellular component: actin filament bundle; actin filament; cytoplasm. Gene Ontology annotation, molecular function: actin filament binding; calcium ion binding.